Molecule: messenger RNA, 1239 nt
Organism: Henningerozyma blattae CBS 6284
Lineage: Eukaryota; Fungi; Ascomycota; Saccharomycetes; Saccharomycetales; Saccharomycetaceae
Exons: 2
Coding region: 1-1239 (412 amino acids)
Biological process (GO): translational elongation
Cellular component (GO): cytoplasm; nucleus
Molecular function (GO): translation elongation factor activity
Source: RefSeq, a predicted model, not a curated record
AUGUCCCAAGGUACUUUGUAUGUCGGCCAAUCUCCAAGAUCCACUGCUGUUGAAGCUUUGGUUUCCUAUUUAAACUUGGAUGUUUCCAUCGUUAACGUUGAAACUGCUCAAGCUGAAUUCGCCAAGAACUUCCCAUUGAAGAAAGUCCCAUCUUUCUUGGGUCCAAAGGGUUUUAAAUUACCAGAAUCCAUUGCCAUCGCUUAUCAUUUGAUCUCUUUUGCUGAUGAAAAGACUCAAGCUAUCUUGGCCGGUGCCACUCAAGCUGAAAAAUCUCAAAUCUUAAGAUGGGUUGCCUUCUUCAACCAAGAUUUCUCAUCUGCUGCUGUUGGUGCUUGGUUAAUCUUAAUUGGUAAGAACCAAUUCAACAAGAAGGCUUUGGAUGACUUCAAAGCUAAUGUCGAUAAAUACGCCACCUUUGUUGAAGAAAGAUUAUCCACCCAUACUUACCUUGCUACCGAACACGUUUCUUUAGCCGAUAUGGUUGCUUCUGCUACUUUCUCCACCCUUUUCGGUAAAGUUUACGGUCCAGAUUUCGCCAAGAAAUUCCCAGCUAUUACCAGAUGGUUCAAGACUAUCAUUGCUUCUGCUCCAUUGAAGUCUAAAUUCACUAACUUUGAAUUCUUGAAACAAGAUUUAGUUUUUGUCCCACCAAAGAAGGAAAAGAAGGCUGAAAAACCAAAAGCUGAAAAGAAGGCUGAAAAGAAGGCUGAAAAGCCAGCUGCUGAAGCUGCUCCAGCUCCAGAAAAGAAGCCAAAGCACCCAUUAGAAGCUUUAGGUAGACCAACUUUCGUCUUGGACGAAUGGAAGAGACAAUACUCUAACGAAGAUACCAGACCAGUUGCUUUGCCAUGGUUCUGGAAACAUUACAACGCCGAAGAAUACUCCAUCUGGAGAGUUGACUACAAAUACAACGACGAAUUGACUUUAACCUUCAUGUCCAAUAACUUGAUCGGUGGUUUCUUCAACAGAUUGUCUGCUUCUACUAAGUACAUGUUUGGUUGUAUGACUGUCUACGGUGAAAACAACAACAACGGUAUCAUUGGUGCUGUCAUGAUCAGAGGUCAAGAACAUGAACCAGCUUUCAACGUUGCCCCAGAUUGGGAAUCUUACGCUUACACAAAGUUGGACCCAACUAAGGAAGAAGAUAAAGAAUUCAUCAACAACAUGUGGGCUUGGGACAAGCCAGUUAUGGUCAACGGUGAAGGUAAGGAAAUUGUUGACGGUAAGGUCUUAAAAUAA